This is a messenger RNA of Pteronotus mesoamericanus, 10723 nucleotides long. It is a transcript of the gene CRYBG3, whose product is annotated as crystallin beta-gamma domain containing 3. Gene Ontology annotation, biological process: lens development in camera-type eye; visual perception. The transcript is spliced from 22 exons. Gene Ontology annotation, molecular function: structural constituent of eye lens. Lineage: Eukaryota; Metazoa; Chordata; Mammalia; Chiroptera; Mormoopidae. The record is from RefSeq and is a predicted model, not a curated record. The coding region runs from base 216 to 9023 and encodes 2935 amino acids.
GAGGCGGAGCAGCCGAGCUACGAGACGGGACUCCGCGCUGGGAGAGCGACGAGCUCGCGGCAUUCCCGCCCGGAUGGACAGAGCCACGCCGGCGGUCCGCCCCGAGUCGCUCUAGCCCCCGCCGGGUCCUGCGGUGCCGGGCUGGGCUACGGACGCAGGGCACGUCCUCUCCCUGCCCUCGCAGACGGCCCGGGACCGGCUGUCGCUCCAGGGAGAUGUCCGGUGGCCGGAGGAGGGGCGGCGCCCCCUGGCACAGCCUCUCCCGGUUCUUCGCUGUCCGAAGCCCUUCCCGGGACAAGGAAGAGGAAGAGGAGGAGAGGCAGCAGACAGGCCAGCCGCCUGCUCCGGGCCGGGUCCCUGCCAGUGUUGAAAAUGAGCCCAUGAGUACAAGUCAGAAAAAGGAAAAUGUACUUUCAUCAGAAGCAGUAAAGGUUCCCCAAAGUGAGCACAAAAGGAACCGUACUGAGAAGGUGACCCCUCUUCCAGUGCAAGAAGAUGCCAGAAAGCCAAAUGACCUUUCCAGCUCCACUCCAGACAGCAAGACAGGAGAAAGCGAUCGGCAGCCAAAAGAAAGCUUUUUCCAGUUCCUUGGUAACUUAUUCAAUAUCUCUGGAAAAUCAUCUCUUGGUGAGGCCAGGCAGUCUUCUUUAAAAGAGGACCAUGACAGAACUGAGAAAGGUUGGCCAAGUGCCAGGGACCGUCAUGACGACGGGGUCGAGGAGGAGAGGGAGACUGUCAGUGACUCCCUGGGGGCGCAGACACUUCCAGCGGAGGAACUGGAGACCACCGCCUCUGAGCUCUCGGAUACCUUCUCUUUGGAUACAACGCAAGACAGUGAACAGGAGACCAGUGAUUUCAUAAAACAAGCGGAUGGUAAACCAGAGAGGCCUUCAGUAACUUAUGCAACGUAUCAAGGUCCCAGACAAAUUAGGAAAUAUUUGAAGCAACAGAGCAUGUUAGAAACUGUGAAUCCCUUGGACAGAGAAAAUGAAAGUUCCGACUCUAGUACAAAUGCACACAUUGGUCCUGGGAGUGAGAUUGAGGCUGGGAUACUGUCAUCUUUGUCAUCCUCUAGCACAGACCUAUCUAUGCAAGGGCAUAUGCCGGGAGACCCAUUAGAAGACUCUGAUUAUAGCAGAACAGGUCUCAGCACAGAAAGCCAUCCAACAAACAACCCAGAAGUGCUGAAUAUUGCUUUUUCUAAGGAUGUUUUAAAUAAAAAUGGUCCUGGGGGGCCUGAGGAAAGUAGGUCAUCCCCUUCUUCUGUGACUAACUCUGGCUUUGCUGUCGGAGAAUCUGACUCAGAACACCAUUUAAGUUGUGUACCAGUUUCUCAGACUGACAGGAACUUGGUAUGUUCAGCAUUGUUUACAGGACGUUCCAUUAGCACAGUUCCUCACAGCCCAGACUUUCAGGGGAUAACUUCUACAGAGACUACAGCAAAAGCAAACAGCUCCAUCAUGAGUGGUGGGACACCAGUGCAAAGAGCAGAGCGUGCUGGGCCCGAGAGCCCUACUGUUUCUGACUUCUCUUGUAGUAAAUCUGAUGGAAGAGACACUACCAAACAGGAAAGUGCAGAUUUGCCAAGUCCAAAUAAAUCAACUAGGCAUGAAGACUUGCAGUCUCCAGAGAGCAAGUGUUCUGACAAGCAAACUGUAGAUAACUCAUCAAAGCAGGGUGCCAGGCACACCAUUGCUCUUCAGAGGCAUGCUGCGACAGACACGGAACUUGUGCAUGAAGGCAGUAGGUUGUCUGCCCAAGAUGCACAGAAAAAGUUGGCUGUUACAGAAAUCAGGCAAGAAACAAGAAGUAUCUCAGUCAGUGAACCCUCAACCUCAAGCCAUGCAAAAGCUCCAGAAGAUGAAAUUGAGUUAUUAUCCAAAGAUACUGACCAGGUGUCUGUAACAGAAACCAAAAGCCUUGAUUUGGGGCCACCUGGCAAAGUGCCUCACAUUCUUAGAACAAAUCAAAAGGACCCUGCUGCUGUAAAGUGUAUCGGUGAAUCAACAGUUGAAGCACACUUAGAAAACAAAAUAACCCCUGAACUGACUUAUGGACUUUAUAGAAGUCACGUUUCAGAAUCUUUCCCUGACUCUAAGAGUCCUCAACAAGCCAAAGUAUCACCUAAUACCAGAACAUGUUUUACCGUUGACUGUAAAAAAUCAAAUUUCAGUGCUUCAUCUCCUACCUUUGUUUCUGGAGUUGGCAUACUGAGCAGGUCAGAUCCGCCUGUUGUAAAGAAUGAAGGGUCUUCCAUGCUCAUUGAAAGUGGGGAUGUUGAUAUUUUUGGUGUUUCCAGUGAGCCUAAUGAGUGUCAAGAAGAAAAUGUAGUGAAUCACGUUGAGUCUGCAGACAGGAAGAGUCCUCCAGCUUGCCUUUACCGUGAGCAUGCGUCUGUGAUUCUUGAAUCAGAGGAAGUUCUUCCCGACAGGAAAAGAUACCAGGUUCCCCUGGACCUUGAAGCCAGUGGUACCCAUUUGACUAGAGGGGACUCGAGAUUUGAGUAUAAAAGCAUCUCUGAGGACCACAGUUCCACUUCAUCUCCAGGCCUUAACAGAGAAGAGUUAAUGCUUUCCAACAGUAAAGCAAAGAAGAGCACUACAGAGAAGUCUGGUUCUCUUUCCUUGGAAACCAAAACUAGUAACAUUGCUAAAGUUUUAUCAAAAGCUGAAGUUGAUGGUCAGAACACUGUUCCUAUUGAGUCACAUUCUAGAAGAGGAAAAACUGUAGCCCUUUCCAAGAUAUCUGUUUCCCAAACAGAGCCUAGAGGUAUUUCUCAGGACAAAAUUUCUCCUCCGUUUGAAAUUAUAGAUGUGCCGGCAAAGCCUGUUUUAUCAGAAUUAACCCCUCUCGAGGCUGAACAGGACAAAAGUUAUCAAUUGGUAGACCAUGAAGAGAUUAAAGAGACGUGUUCAGAUGCUGGGCUUAAAGAGAAUUGCCAAGCUGAAGUUUCUCCUUCUGUCUCCAGAUAUCAAGGUGAAAAGGAAACAGAGGUAGAAGUGUUAGGUCAUCCUCCUUUUAUUCUAAAAAAUAAUACAUAUGGGAUUUUACCUCCUGUUCAUGAUGAAAAAGCCAACACUUGUGUCAUUUAUGAACCUUCAGAUAUUUGUAGGACUGAAAAGAUUUCAGGUUUUGCAGAAAUGGAAGAAUUGAGCUUAACUAAUACUUGCCCAAAAUUCCAAGAAACUGACAGCACAAAAGUAAGUUCACCUUUUCUGGGUUCUAAUAUCACUUUGGAAAAAAACAGUUUUGCAUCUGAAGAUUCAGGCUUUCUUAACGUUCCCUCUGUGCCUAGAUCCACAAAGAAAGCCUCUUCUCACGGAAAGAAAGAGAACACCCAUGUCCUAAGUGGUGGUACUGAUAGCAUGUCUUCCUCCAGCGCUGAAGAAGGCAGCAUGAUUAAAAGGUCACAUCAUCCCCAAAGUAAUUUUAGUUCUGUAGAAGUUACUGCAGAUGUCACACAUGAAGGUGCCAUCUUAACUAGCCUGCUGCACCCUGAAAGCUCCUAUUUAGGAUUUGAACCAUCUAUACCAACAGGGGCAGAAGUGACCGCAUCUCAGGAACAUUCUGAUAAUUACACUAGGGAGGUAUCUCUUGGUUUCCCAACUGCUGCCCAGUUUGACAGGCCGAUGGAAGGAGAGACUGGAGCAGUUGCUGGGGCCUCAGCGUCAGUUAACAGCUCAGGCCAGCAGUGUUCUGAAGCAUCUGCUGAGCAUGUAGCAGCAAGGAAGAGAGCACGUGACCAAUUUUUGGACAUCAAAAGUAUUUCACUUAACAAGGCUGAUACUUUGAUUGGUGAGGUUAUUAAUUCUGUUAGGGAAGACCUCAAAUCCAAACACACAGUUGAUCUGUGCCAGGAGCAUUUAGCCAAAAGUGGCAUAAUGAAUCCUGGUUCCCUGAAAGGAGAUGACACAUCUGAGAAGAACCCAUCAGAUGUGACACUGGCAGGGAUCCAAGUGACAGAGCAUUUGGAAGAGCAGGACUUGGAAAACUUGUCAGGAGCCCGAGGGGAAGAAGAGACCUGUGUUUCACCUGCGCCUGGUGAGAAGAGUCUCCUUUUUGAUUCCGAUAGAAAGAAUGUGUCUUGUUUGUUAGAAGAUCAAGCUAGGGAAUUAGUCAAUGAGAUUAUUAAUUCAGCCCAAGAACAUAUAACAAAUGAUGCUUUUGGAGAUACUGAGAAUACCUGGGUCUCUGAACUUCAGACUAAUACUUCAAAAAUUCUGAACAGUGAUAGUGUUACGCCUCGUGUAAAGGAGUUCUUGGUGUCAGAACAGGUAGUAAAUCAAAGCACAUGUGAAAUUAGUGAAAAUAAGGUAUUAGGUAGAUUCUUCACUGGAAGCAACUUAGGUAGUGACACAGAGUCAUUUAAAGGAAAAGAAGUUGUCCCUUAUCCAAAAUCCCCAUCUUCUGGAAAUGGAGCUGGACAGUCUGAUGCUAUAAACUUGCAGGACUCAGAUACUGUUUUACUAGAUGAAGACUUGCCCCAUAAAGGCUUAGCUGAUAGAGGAGAAGCACAUUUACUUCUCAAAGAGGACUCUAAAGAGAAAACGGAAAUAGAAUAUGUGGAUAAUCACAAAACGGGGAGAGAGGAUGCUAGAACUCUGGUAUUAAAUUUGGCAUGGCCUCCAUUCACAGAUGAUGACAUCCAUGGACCUGGGACAUCCAAAAGCAGUUUGUCUGACAGCCUUGUGUGUCUAUCUGAAAAAGGCUUGCUGGGACACGGUAAUAAAAGCACUCCCCUUGCCAUGUCUGAAGUAGGGAAAGUACACAAAAAGGAUACUGAAGUAAAUAUAGGAAAAAUGGAGUUUAUCCCUUCCAUGUUAGAAAUGGGCAAAACACACAAGGAUGCUGAAUUGACUAGUAUGAAAAAUGAGGCAGUCCCUCUUAUGUCAGAGAUGGGAGGAGCACAUAAAAGGGAUGAAGAGUUGAAUAGCACAAAAACUGAGCCAACAGCCGACAGUUUUAAAAUGCGAGAAGUAUACCAAAUGGAUGCUGAGAGGUAUGAAAAAACAGAGGGAUUACCUGCCCGUUUAGGGAUGGAAAAAGCUCAUAAGAUGGGGGACACUGAAAGAGAUAUUGGCAAAACUGAUGUGAUGCCUGUCGUGUCAGAAGUGAAAAGCAUCUAUCAGAAAGAUGCUGAGGGAAUUGCUGGAAAGACUGAAGUGAUACCUGCUACAUUAGGAAUAGAAAAUAUGUACCAAAAGCAUGCUGAAGGUGAUGUUGGCAAGGCCGGGGUGACACCAGUUCUGUCAGAAAGGGAAACUACCUUCCAAAAAGAUGUUGAGGAGAUUACUGAAAAGGCUGAAGCGAUACCGCCUACACUAGAAAUAGAAGAUAUUUACCAGAAGGAUGCUGACGGAGAUAAGGACAACAUUGAGGUGAUGCCCGUGGUUUUGGAAGUGGUAAAUGUCCACCAUGAAGAUGCUGAGGGGAUCCCUGGGAAGGCUGAGAGGCCUGUGCUGGAAAUGGAAAACACAUUCCAAAUGGAUGCUGAUGGAGUUACUAGGAAAACUGAAAUGGCACCUUUUGGGUUGGAAGUGAAAAAAGCACACAAGAAGGCAGCCCCCGCCUCUUUAGAAAUGGAAAAAGCAUGCAAAAGGGAUGCAGAAGGGACCAUUGGGACCAUUGUGUCCAUGCCCUCUGUGAUAGAAAUGGAGAGAACAUCCCCAGAAGAUCCUGAUGGGACUAUUAGGAAAUACCCCAUGGUAUCUGCAGGGGUAAGUGUGGGGAUAACAUACGGAGCAGGUCUGGAAUUGCCCGUUACACAAGCAGAGGCCACGCCUCCCAUAUUUGAACCUGAUAAAGGAUCCCAAGAGUAUGCUGAAGAGAGUAUUGGAGAAAUGGAGGAAGAGCUCUCUGAAGUAAAGGAAGGCUUAAUAGCACAUGACAAUAGACUUGCUUCAUAUUUCAGGGGAUAUGAGUCACCUACGUUAAGUAAGGAUUAUGAAGGCUACCCAGCCUUAGCAAUGCUAGAUUUUGAACCUGUGGAUACCAUAGGAAGGCUAGACAACAGAACAUAUGUUACUACAGUGGAUGACAAUACAAGAGAUCUAGGUGAUUAUAGUGAUGAAAAAGAAGACUCUAAUCUAGCCUUCAUUUCGCAGGAUGAACAAGAAAGUUCUUCCUUUACUAUAUUGUAUGAAGAACCCCUUCAAGAUGAGGACAGGUAUGCUACUGCCAAAGUAAGAAGAGCACACAGUCUCUUGUUUCCUGACACACCCCCCGACAGCAUGCCUGUCCUCACAUGUGAAAGGUCUGAGAGUAGAACUGACCUGGUCCAUCAUUUUGAAAAGGGUGCUAAAAUAGAUAGUGAUAGUUCAGAAAAGUUCUUAUCAGUGGAGGCCAAAAGGUACAAAGUUUAUCCUUUAGCUUUGUCUCCCAUUUAUGAGGAUGACAGCUCUCAGGAGGACAUUCUGUCCAACGAGGCCUCGCCUGGGCAUCAUGGUUCCACAAAAUCUAGAGAUGGUGCCAACCAGCCCUGUUCUGUUUUAUCACUUCUCCAGUCAGUAUCAGAGCGUUUAAAGAUGAAUUUUGAUGAAGACGACAGGCAGGAGUUAGGGGAAGAGGAAGAAGAAUCAUUGCAUAAAGGAAGUCUGACAGCUACAAGGGGGGAAACCGUUACCAUCAAGCUGCCAGAUCCUUCAGUCACCUUCUACCCUGAUGAUGACCAGGAAAGGACUGGAAUUUCUAAGGGUUCAUCUGUAAGGAUAAAUGAACCAACUACCUCCAAUCUGCAGAUAGGUCUAUGGCCAGAAAAGGCCUCCUAUCUACAAAAAUCUGACCUUACCUCUAAACUCCAUUCUUCUGUAAAGAGUGCUUAUCAUCAGUAUUUGCAGACUUCGAAAACCCGUUGCUCAGAAAAAGGAGCCAGAUUUGGUGGGACUUUGCAGGAACCAGUGUCAAAAUAUUUCCGUGCUCAAGACAACUCAGGCAGAUUAAGCCCAUUCACAGAGAAUGUUGACAGACAAACUCUGAGAUGUAACCCAAGACCUGGGAAGAUGGUUAUCUAUGAUCUCCAUGGAAGUAAAUAUAAACAAGAGGUCUAUUGUAACAUUCUCGAUGCUACCUCAUGGUCCUUUCCGAAUGGGGUACUGAUAAAAGUUGUAAGGGGCUGCUGGAUUUUGUAUGAGAAGCCACAUUUCCAAGGUCAGAAAUGUGUGUUAGAAGAAGGGGAAAAGGUAUUAAAUCGUGACUGGAUCCUUCAGAACAGAAAGCGCCCACAAAGAAGUUUCGUAUUGGGCUCUAUCAAACGUGUCUUAAAAGACUGCAGUAUUCCAGAGAUAGAACUUUGCCCACAGUCUGACCCAGCAUGUUGUCCUAUCUACAUACAGCAAGCAGUCCCUAAUUUGGAAGAGCUGAAUAUCCCCAAAUCUGUGUCCUUCACUGUGAAGUCAGGAGUUUGGCUUGCCUACCCAGAUAUUAAUUUUAAGGGACAAGCUACAGUUUUGGAGGAGGACCAUGGGCUCUUUGAGAUUUCUGCAGCAGAAAUGAAAUCAUUGCAUCCACUUCAGAUGGGUGGACUAAAAGUGGAAAUGCCUAUGAACUUAAAGGUUAUUAUUUAUGAAAAACCUCACUUCCGUGGACAGGCCAAAGGGUUUAGUGAACAUAUAGAUUCUGUCCCAAAUUUUUUAAAAAAUGAUGGAGACUUUCAUGGAAUUGGAUCAAUUCGUGUCAUUGGUGGAGUGUGGGUUGCCUAUGAAAAAGAGCACUUUAAAGGCCUGCAGUUCUUGCUUGAAGAAGGAGAUUUUGAAGACAGCACUACCUGUGGGGCAUUGAGUGGCCCCAUCUUGUCUUUCCGGUACUUACAAGCUAAUUUUAUAGAAUCUUCCAUCACACUGUUUGAAUCUGACCUGGAAAGUGGGAAGUUUAUUGACAUUACAAAUCAGGAUAUCUCUGACUUAGAAGAAAUAGGCUUUGGAAGCGAAACAAGAUCCAUUCAUGUUAAAAGUGGAGUAUGGGUUGCCUACCAGCAGAAGUUUUUCUGUGGAGAACAGUACAUUUUAGAGAAAGGGAAAUACAAAUGCUUUUUUGACUGGGGAGGAUCAAAUAACAUAAUCAUGUCAAUACGACCUAUCCAACUGGAACCACUUGGAAUAAAUGAGCCUCCACACUUGCUCAAAGCAUUCAGUAAACCAGCAUUCCAAGGUGAAUGUAUAGAUUUUACAGAAGAAAUUUCUGACUUGACUUCAUUCACACCAUGUUCUUUCAAAGUUCUUCGGGGUUGCUGGCUCCUGUAUUACCAAGAGGACAUUUCUAAUAACCAGUGUGUAUUAGAAGAAGGCCUGUAUGCUGACCUACCUUCUUGUGGCUGCCCGACAUUGACAAUCAAAUCCCUCAAGCCCAUUGACUAUGUUUUUGAAGAACCCUCCAUCAGCCUUUUUGCUCUGGAACAUUGUGAGGGAAGAGAGCUACAUCUAGAAGAGGCUGUGAACUCUGUUCUGAACAAGGACCUGCACUUCUACACGCAGUCCGUGUGGAUAAAGAGUGGACUGUGGGUAGCUUAUGAAGGAUCCAAUUUCUUGGGAAGACAAAUCCUGCUCGAGCCUAAUGAGAUCCCAAAUUGGACAGCAUUUAGUGGAUGGAAAACAAUUGGUUCCCUCCGUCCUAUGAAGCAGCCUGCAGUGUAUAUCAGAAUACGGAACCGAGCCCAGAAUGAGUAUCUGACAGUCACUGGAAGUGCAGCCGACACAAGGGCAACAUCUGUGUGCGUUUCUCCCCACAGCGGAAAGAACACCCAGAUCUGGCACUACUGCCGAGGGCUCUUCAAAUCCAAGGCCACUGAUACUUGUCUCGAUGUGAUUGGUGGCCGAGACACGCCCGGAGCUAAAGUAGCCCUAUGGACCGAACACGGGCAAUUCAGGCAGAAGUGGAGACUAAACAGAAACGGAACCAUCAGCUCCUAUCUCAGCGACCAACUUGUCCUUGAUGUUAAAGGAGGAAAUUAUUAUGACAAGACUCAUGUAAUUGUAAAUCAGCCCCUGGAGGGAGAAGAAACACAGAAAUGGGACAUUGAAAUACUGUGAGAGAAUUAGCAGCAUCCCUAGAAUGAGCAAGGGAAGAAGGCACCGCACCUCCCUCAUUAAGGAAGCUGCUUGUCCUGGCGCUCCUGGAUCUCUGAGGAUGAACUUUGAUGAAGCUCCCUGAUAGACUAUUGCCGUUUACCAAGGGGAAAGCUCAGAAUGCUCUUGCCAAUUAUUCAAUGGUCCUAUGAAGAAUAUGCCAUGAUUUCUGGGAAAGGUUCUAGUCCUACUUGAUCUCCAGUUUGGGUGAGCAGGCUUCCUGAAGGAUGUUUUCUCUCCUAGCCACCAAAUACGACCCCUAGUCCUGACAGCCACUAAUGAGGACACUGGUGGGGCUGUCGUCCCUGCAGGAGUUACUAAUAUCCCAGCAGAUGCGUGUAUGAGUGCAAGGCGCAGCGAAAUCUAUUCCUAUAGGUCAAGUCAUACUUUUGUGAAAAGAGUAAUGUUUAGCACUAUUUGAAGACAUAUUUAAUAAACCUUCCUGUUAAGCUGCUAUAUUAGCUAAACCUUAAAGGUUUUCUAUUGAGGCUUUUAUAAUUGAAGCAUCAUAAGUAUUCAGACUUGUAACUGACCCCAGAGAGGGGCCUCAGCUUUAUUAGGAAAAAGGCUUAAAUACUGCAGUAUUUUUUUGCAGCCGUUCUUUGCUCAGUCCUUCAACUAAAGAAGCACAAAUAACCUGUGACCAUCCUUGAGCUCCAAGUAUUAACAAAGACAGCCUUCUGGGCCACAGGACUCUAACCAAUGUUUACCUAUCCUGGUGCUGAGACCUCACCCUAGAUUUUGCCUGAUCUGCCCUCAAGAAAUGUUUAUAAAGAUUGUGUCACCUACAUAUGAGACAGAUUUUCCUUUGCCUCAAGUAACUGGAAGUUUCUAAUGUUCAAAUUAAAACCAAGUAUUAGAGGCCUCACUAUACCAUUUUACUACAAAAAUGUUUAUGUUCUAAGAAAUGAUAGAAAACUGUUUUUCACUCCCAUUUUAAAUAGCUUCUAUUUAAGCAAAAUCAGAUAGGACAUCAUCUUGGACUUAGUUUCAAGUAAUCAUUACCACCUUUAACUAAACAAUUCACAAGCAUUUUUCCCUCCAGAGUUGGUCUUAAACUGACAUCAAGACAACUACUUCCAACUACUUCCUCCAUGCCCAACUUUUGCCAGAAAACAGAAAAAGUUCUGUUCAAUUUUUAUAUAGAAAGAUUAAGUUCUCCAACGGUAUUUUUAAAAAUAUCAACCUAUAUGCACUUUAGAAUGUAAAAUAAGAGUGAAUUGUUUAAACUCAAAGACCCACUAUUUUGAGUAUUUUUUUAUAGAGACUUGGUCUUUCCAUGUAAAUAUUGAGGGGGUUUUUCCCUUUAAUCUCAGGCUCUUUUGUCAUCUUUCAAAGCAGCAUCUGUACGCCCUUACGCCCACAGAUACGAGUGCCUCUCAUUAGUGCGGCAGUAUUCCUUAAUGGAACUUACAAGGGUAACUUUAUUUGAAAGGGGGUGCUUGUGUAUACAAUAAGGUAUGUAUACUGUCAUUGUAAAAAACCAAGUUAAAAUUUUUUCCUUCAUGUUAAUUGUUUAAAAUUUUUCUAGAGCCAAUGAGGCUCUUCAAAGAAGUUACUUCCAAAGAACAAAGACAGGUAACAAUUGUUACAUUUAAGUGAUUGAUACAUUUAUUGUAGUUGUGCCUUUUCUACCACACUGGAUUAAAUAAACUUGUCAAAAG